Messenger RNA from Penicillium odoratum, 576 nucleotides. Its product is annotated as SANT/Myb-like DNA-binding domain-containing protein. Gene Ontology annotation, biological process: positive regulation of transcription by RNA polymerase II; mitotic cell cycle. NCBI's taxonomy places the organism in Eukaryota, Fungi, Ascomycota, Eurotiomycetes, Eurotiales, Aspergillaceae. Gene Ontology annotation, cellular component: nucleus. The transcript has 6 exons. Bases 1 to 576 code for a protein of 191 amino acids. Gene Ontology annotation, molecular function: RNA polymerase II cis-regulatory region sequence-specific DNA binding; DNA-binding transcription factor activity, RNA polymerase II-specific. The record is from RefSeq and is a predicted model, not a curated record.
AUGUCUUCCCCUCCUACGUCCAAGCGAAUCAAGACGUCGGCGACAACGAGCGCUCCUUCACAUCUUCUCGCCCAACAACAGAUUCAUCCUUUUCACCGGGUUCCCACAUUUGAAGGCAUUCCUAUCCCGACUGCGCCCAUCCCCCAACAGACAUCUUCCCGCAAACGCCCACCCUCUCCGAUCGCAAGCUCGUCCGCCAUGAUGACUGGUCAGAUGAACCCGGGCGGGAUCGAGGAUUCUGUACCCCUCCCAGCGCCUGAGCCGGCCCCGAAGAAGAAGGGUCGCACCAACACCCCGUGGACCGCCGAGGAGGAGCAACGUUUGAAGACGAUGCGCGAUGCUGGUCGAAGCUGGAGUGAAAUUGCCAAGACAUUCCCUACUCGGACUGAGGGGAGCGUCAAGAAACACUGGUACAAGGAUAUGCAUUAUGCCGAAUUUGCCGAAGACGAGUCAAUGAAACUCCGCGAUGCGAUCAAAGAAUACGAGGCAAACAAGUGGAAGGUCAUUGGCCAGAAAGUGGGAAAGCCCGCUAAGGCCUGUGAACAGUACGCCAAAGAACACUUCAAGAAUCUUUGA